This is a messenger RNA of Schistocerca gregaria, 3823 nucleotides long. RefSeq names its product facilitated trehalose transporter Tret1-like. The coding region runs from base 19 to 1608 and encodes 529 amino acids. Gene Ontology annotation, molecular function: transmembrane transporter activity. The transcript is spliced from 5 exons. NCBI's taxonomy places the organism in Eukaryota, Metazoa, Arthropoda, Insecta, Orthoptera, Acrididae. Gene Ontology annotation, biological process: transmembrane transport. Gene Ontology annotation, cellular component: membrane. The record is from RefSeq and is a predicted model, not a curated record.
AAUCUUCUGGUCGGCAGCAUGAAGCGGUUUUCUGGAGAGGUGGCGAACGGCUACGGCGUCACCGGUGUGUACGUGCCGCGCGCGGCCCCAGAGACUGCCGCCAACGCCAACGCCAAUGCCACCGGCCUGGCCUCUCCAGAGAAGCAGCCUCCGGGGGCGGAGGCGCCGCGCUCCCACACCAAGCCGGCGGUAUGGCCGCAGUUCCUCGCCGCCUGCGUCGUGAACCUGAACACGUUCGCGUUCGGCUCGUCGAUGGUGUGGCCGGCGAUGGCGCUGCCGCAGCUGCAGUCGGCCGAGGACGGCGUGGUGUCGCUGCCGCUGACGGUCGACGAAGGCUCCUGGGUGUCGUCGCUGCUCGCCGUCGCUGCCGUCGUCUUCACGCCCGUCUUCUCGGGGCUCACCGAGUUCGUCCCCCGCAAGCCGUUCGGCUACCUCACCGUGGCGCCGCUGCUCGUCUCCUGGAUCCUCAAGAUCGCCUCCACUAACACGGGGUACCUCUACAUCGCAAGGAUCCUGGCGGGCAUCAACGCGGCGGCGUCGCUGGUGCUGCCCUCUAUAUACGUGAGCGAGAUCGCGAGCAACGAAGUGCGCGGCGCGCUCGGCUGCCUGCUGGGGCUGAUCAGCAACUCGGGCGUGCUGUUCUCGUACGUGGUGGGCGCCUACCUGCCCUACUCGGCAGUCCUCUACCUCAACCUGGUGCCGCUGCUGCUCUUCGCCGUUGGCUUCGCCUUCCUCCCUGAGACGCCCUACUGGCUGGCCAAGAAGCGCCAGUACCCGGAAGCCCGGCAGUCGCUGCGGUGGCUGCGGCGCGGCAUCACGGAGGAUCAGCUGGAGCACGAGAUGGCGCUGAUCGAGGCCUCCCUGGGGCGGCACAAGGCCAAGGCGGGGGCGGACGCGGGGGCGGAUACGGGGGCGGAGCGACCGGCGCUGGAGCGGCAGGCGUGCUCGCGGGCCGCCGUCGUCGGGCUGUGCCUCAUCGUCAUGGUCGCCGUCAACCAGCAGCUGUGCGGCCUCUUCGCCGUCAUCAACUACGCCGUCUUCAUCUUCGAGGAAGGGGGCAACGCACUGUCUCCGGAGCUCGCCACAAUCAUCAUGGGCGUUCUACAGGUGGCCGGCGGCGCCGUGUCCACCCCGCUGAUGGACUACGUCGGCCGACGCACGAUAUUUUUCGUGACGAACGUGUUCGCCUCGGCGUCGCUGAUAGCCCUGGGCGCGUACUUCUACCUGCGGACGGAGACGGCCACGGACGUGUCGUCCGUGGGCUGGCUGCCGGUGCUGUGCCUGUCGCUGUUCGUGAUGGUGAUGGCCGUGGGCCCCGGCCCGCUGCCCUACGUGCUGGUGAUGGAGCUGGUGGCGCCGCGCCUGCGCGGGCUCGCAUCGGUGCUCGGCUUCUGCACCAUCUGGGGGCUGGCCGCCCUCAUGAGCAAGCUCUACCCCUUCAUGUCCGACGCCAUGGGCGAAUACGGCUCCUUCUGGUUCUUCGCGGCCGUCAGCAUCGCGUGCACCGUCGUCGGACUGGCGGCGCUGCCUGAGACCAAAGGCCGGCCUCUGGACAGCAUCCUCAGGGACCUCAACGGCGGCAGGAGUGUCUUCACCGUCAGCUCCUAGUUCCCACCGGCCGACGGCACGGCGAUACGCGAGCGUCUCCGUCAAGCUACGUGUACUGUAGUGCAAAUUGCAGUAUUUAUACAAUUCUUUCAUAAUGAAAGUACCGACAUAGGUGUGCUACGCUACCUGACUAUGUACGAAUCACAGCCAUGCACUCUAUAAUAAACAUGCUGAAACGGCUCAUUUGUUACCAACGUCAGAAAAGCGUAGCUUAACAUCCACGUCUACGUCUAUACUCAGCAAACCGCCGUGAGAUGCGUGGCAGAGGAUACGUCCCAUUCUACCAAUUAUUAGACUCUCUUCCCAUUCCACUCUCGUACAGAUCGCGGGAAGAAUGAUUUUUUUUCAGUGCCUUUUGUGUGUGCAGUAAUUAUUCUAAUCUUAUCCUAACGAUCCCAAAGUGAUCCAUACGUAGGGAGUUCCAGAAAGAGAUUUUCACUCUGCAGCAGAGUGUGCGCUGAUAUGAAACUUCCUGUCAGAUUAAAACAGUGUCUCCGACCGAGACUCGAACUCGGGACCUUUGCCUUUCCCGGGCAAGUGCUCUACUAUCUGAGCUACCGAAGCACUACUCACGCCCGCUCCUCACAGAAGUAAGGCUGUGAGGACCGGGCGUGAGUCGUGCUUCGGUAGCUCAGAUGGUAGAGCACUUGCCCGCGAAAGGCAAAGGUCCCGAGUUCGAGUCUCCGACGGGCACACAGUUUUAAUCUGCUACGAAGUUAUGUAGGGAGUUGUAGGAGGGACGCCGAUGCACCACAUGUUUUUCUUCAAAAAUUAUUUAUUGAACACAAUGAAACGUACACACAAGAAAGACUGAUAUUUCUUCCACAAUUUCUAUUUUUCCACGUAAUCUCCUUCUUCUCCCAUGGCCUUCCUCCAGCGGGACACAAGGAUGUAUAUGCUCUGUCGGUACCAAAAACGGUUCAAAUGGCUCUGAGCACUAUGGGACUUAACUUCUACGGUCAUCAGUCCCCUAGAACUUAGAACUACUUAAACCUAACUAACCUAGGGACAUCGCACACAUCCAUGACCGAGGCUGGAUUCGAACCUGCGACCGUAUCGGUCGCGCGGUUCCAGACUGUAGCGCCUAGAACCGCUCAGCCACUCCCGCCCGCUUACAGACGUCAUUUUGAAACAUUGCUGCAGCUACGCUAUCUGUUGGAGGUAACGAAAAUUUUGCACUGGCACUCCGGAAACUUCAAAUAAUCCUUAUAUAAAGUUUCGCAUUCCUACCAUUGUUGCCUGCUGAAAAACAAAUGUGGUGCAUUACUCUCUGGGCAACCCUCGUAGUAUAUUCCUAGAGACAUCACUAAAGGCGGUUCUCGAAACUGUUGGUAUAGUUUACGUCUAUCUUCAAGAGUCUUCCAGUUCAGUUCCUUAAGUAUCUCUGUGACACUCUCUCAUGGAUCAAAUAAACGUGCGACCAUUCUCAAGAUACCUUCAAUAUCCCUCCUAUUCCUACUUGGCACGGCUCCCACGAGUAUAGCCAUAUUCUAGAACCGGUAGCACGAGUAAUUUGUAAGCGAUCUCCUUUAUUAUAAUAUGAACAUUUAGCUACAUGGAACACACAGACACCCAUUUCCGAGAAAAAGCUCUUGUAGAAUAUUGUAGAGUCACGAAAACAGAUACAUGUAAGAAGUCAGACUAAAUUAAGACGUUCCAGUUUCAGCAUUCCAUUUUCCUACUCCAAGCAAUAAGGUAUUAAAAAUUUUCCUGACCGAACAGCAAACAUUUAACACUAGAGUUAUCCAAAAUGUGGGGACAAACAGUUCAGACAAGAAGCGAAGACACCUGAAAAGUGGAGCUACAGAAGAAUGCUGGUGAUUAGAUGGAUAGAUGAAGAAGCUAAGGAGGAGGUUCUGAACUGAAGUGGGGGAGAAAAGAAAUUUAUGGCGCAACUCGACCAAAAACAAGGAAGCCACUUUUCAGUAUACUCAAUAUCGGAACUUAACUAGUCGUACCGAAGGACAAACAACAUCCACUCUCUCAUACCUCGCUUCUCAUAUCACGCAGUGCAAAAGAGAACAGAUAAUUGUACUACUGCGAGAGGUGGUGCACUAGACUCUCCACAUCUCUGUAUCCGUCUUCAGUACUUACUUUUAUAACAAACCUCGAAAAUUAUUUAUUUGCAGCUGCUUGCAUGAUAUGUUCGACCACUGGGAACAAAUACGAGCAAAGGUUGAAUUAUUCAUCAAAUAAAGAUAGCUUUAAAAAUUAA